AUGCUCACCUAUGGUCAUGACGCAGUUUUGCCCAUGGAAGUGACUGUGCGGUUAAUGAGAUUCAUAUUGCAAAACAAUUUGACUCCUGCAGAAUACAAUGAAUCUAUGUUAAUUGAAUUGGAAGACCUAGAUAAAGUGAGGUUAAAGGCUCUUGGCCAUAUACAAGUUCAAAAGAGGCGAGUAGCAAGGGCAUAUAACAAGCGCGUUAGGGCCAAAACCUUUAGCGAAGGCGACUUGGUAUGGAAGACAGUCCUCCCAAUAGGUGUGAAUGAUAAAAAAUAUGGAAAAUGGUCGCCAAAUUGGGAGGGUCCAUUUAUGGUUUACAAAUUCUUAAAAGGAGGUGCAUAUCAUUUGCAAGAUCUCGACGGGGAGAUACACCCCCGGCCAAUUAAUGGCCGGUACUUAAAAACCUAUUAUCCUAUAAUAUGGGAGAAGAUGGAGAAUGAAGCCAAAGAUGGUUAA
Cornus florida is the source of this 462-nucleotide messenger RNA. RefSeq lists its product as uncharacterized. The record is from RefSeq and is a predicted model, not a curated record. The transcript has a single exon. NCBI's taxonomy places the organism in Eukaryota, Viridiplantae, Streptophyta, Magnoliopsida, Cornales, Cornaceae. The coding region runs from base 1 to 462 and encodes 153 amino acids.